AUGAUUAACGACGAUAAUGAUGACCAACCACAGUUAUCAGCUGAAACAUUGAAAGCUCUUCAAGAGUGGCAACAAGAACAAGAACAAAAUAAUGCAGCAAAUAAACCACAAGAAGAUUGGCAAUUAAGUCAAUUUUGGUAUAACAAUGAAACAGCUACACGAUUGAUGGAUGAAGUAAGAGCUAUUUUACCAGAACAUGGACAAUGUGCCUUUGUUGCUUGUCCAACUGUAUGGAAUCUUAUACGUAAAGAACAUCCAGAAAUUCAUAGUGUUCUAUUUGAAUAUGAUACUCGUUUUUCUACUGGUGAUAAUACUUUUGUUGAAUACGAUUAUAAUGAUAGUGAACGAAUUGAACAAAAUUAUGCUUCUUUAAAACAUUCCUUUGAUGUUUUGAUUAUUGAUCCACCAUUUCUUUCACGAGAAUGUUUCGAAAAAGUAUCUCAUCUAGCUAAAUUUAUUGGUAAAACAACACCUAUAUGUAAAAAUAUCAUAUGUACUGGUGCUAUACAAGAAGAAAAUAUAAAAGAAUUUUUUCCAGGUGCUACUCGUGUCACAUUUCAACCUCGACAUGAACGCAAUCUAAUGAAUCCUUUUGCUUGUUUUGUUGAUUAUGAAACAAAAACAUUAAAUAAUGAAUAA
Adineta steineri is the source of this 639-nucleotide messenger RNA. The record is from the annotation of a GenBank genome assembly. Lineage: Eukaryota; Metazoa; Rotifera; Eurotatoria; Adinetida; Adinetidae.